Panicum virgatum (switchgrass) is the source of this 1149-nucleotide messenger RNA. RefSeq lists its product as uncharacterized. The record is from RefSeq and is a predicted model, not a curated record. NCBI's taxonomy places the organism in Eukaryota, Viridiplantae, Streptophyta, Magnoliopsida, Poales, Poaceae. The coding region runs from base 208 to 1080 and encodes 290 amino acids. The transcript is spliced from 2 exons.
UCCACUCUACCCUCUUCUCUUUUUUCCUCCCUACUUUUGCAUCUUCACCGAUUGACUCGCUUCCUCAACUCAAAUCUGUCCCCAAACCCGGUCAUCCCUCUAUAAAUCUCGUAGAUCCGGCCGUCCUCGAUCUCGCCGGCGUCCUUGGUGCUCCGGAUCUGUUGCUCGGCCGAUGCAAAGCCGUUGGGGUACCUGAGGGGGCUGGAUAUGGGGUCUUUGGACCCUAACCGGCAGCUUGGUUCCCUCGGUUUUGCCAGCCGACGCGAAGCCGUGACGCGCCGAAGGCCUGGCCUGCGGCCUGCCCUCCAGGCCAUGGACGACGACGAGGGCCACACCAUCAACGAUGAGUUGCGGAUGAUGGGCCUGGAGGGGGACGACGAGGACGGUAUGGAGGAGGAACGGGAGGAGCUUUUUGGUCGGCGUGGUAAUGUGGAAGUAAUCAUACCCCCUCCCCCUCCCGUUGGUGUUGGUGGUGCCAGUGCGGGUGCUGAUGCUGGUGUAGGUGCCGGUGCUGGUACUAGCGCUGGUGGCGCUGGUGGUGCAGCUGACGGUGCCGCGCCGGACUCUGUCAGCCACGCCGGCGAGAAGCGGGGACGGCCCUGCACCUCCAAGGUGUGGGACGAGUACGAGAAGCUUUUCAAGCAGAUCAAUGGUAAGACCGUCAGGUAUGGAGCCAAGUGCCUUCACUACAAAUCCGUCCUUUCUGGCUUUUCCAGUAGCAGCACUGGCCAUCUUAGUCGGCAUCUUCUAACUUGCCGUAGUAAGAAAAAGAAGUCUGGUGCUCAGUCAAUCCUUAGUUUUGACGCUGACGGUAGUGUGGUUUCCUGGGAGUGCAGUCCUGAUGUGGCUCGUACUCAAUUGUGCCGUUUGAUUGCAAAGCUUGAUCUGUCUCUAGGGUUUGGUAAAACAAAUGAGUUUAAAGAGUACAUUCAGAUUGCUCAUAACCCUAGAUUUACUCCUGUUAGUAGGCAGACCACUACUAGAGAUAUUGCCAAGUACUUUAGUGAACGCCGUGAUGAUCUUGUGAAGUACUUAAGCUCUAAUUUUGUUAGCUCUGUUGGUCUUACCUCUGAUAUAUAGUCUGGUAAUGCUAAGGAAGAUUACCUUAGUGUGGUUUGUCAUUAUGUUAAUUCUGAUUGGCAACUAGAG